Molecule: messenger RNA, 1125 nt
Organism: Alternaria metachromatica
Lineage: Eukaryota; Fungi; Ascomycota; Dothideomycetes; Pleosporales; Pleosporaceae
Gene: CCP1
Product: heme peroxidase
Exons: 2
Coding region: 1-1125 (374 amino acids)
Biological process (GO): cellular response to oxidative stress; hydrogen peroxide catabolic process; response to reactive oxygen species
Molecular function (GO): peroxidase activity; heme binding
Source: RefSeq, a predicted model, not a curated record
AUGGCAUCUGCCUCGCGAAACUUCUCUCGCGCCCUGCGCACCGCCGCUCCCUCGUUCCGCACCACCUCGACCCGCUCCUCUGCCCGCUUCGUCGCGCCCACACAGAACGCCUUCCGCAACCAACGACGCGGAUACGCUUCUGAGGAGAAUGGACCAGACAAGCAUGAGGGCAACCCAACUGGUCUAGCCUGGGGCGCUGGCGCUCUCCUCGUCGGUGCUGGUGUAUACGGCCUCUACACAUACAAGCCAGAGUUGUUCGGCCAGACCAACAGCAGGAAGAUCUUCACACCCAGGUUUGAGGACUACCAGAAGGUCUACAACCACAUCGCCAAGAGGCUUGAGGAGCACGAUGACUACGAUGAUGGUAGCUACGGUCCUGUUCUUCUUCGCCUUGCAUGGCACGCAUCGGGAACCUUCGACAAGAUGACGGGAACUGGUGGUUCCAACGGUGCUACCAUGCGCUUCGCCCCCGAAGGUGACCACGGCGCCAACGCUGGUCUCAAGGCCGCCCGCGACUUCCUCGAGCCCGUCAAGGAAGCCUUCCCAUGGAUCACCUACUCCGAUCUGUGGAUUCUCGCCGGUGUCUGCGCCAUCCAAGAGAUGCAGGGCCCCAAGAUCCCGUACCGCGCUGGCCGCACCGACCGUGACGUCUCCUUCUGCACACCCGACGGCCGUCUGCCCGACGCCAGCAAGGACUCCAGCCACAUCCGCGCCAUUUUUGGCCGCAUGGGUUUCGACGACCGCGCCAUGGUCGCCCUUUCCGGUGCACACGCCCUAGGCCGCUGCCACACUGACCGCUCUGGCUUCGACGGCCCCUGGACCUUCUCUCCCACCACCCUGACCAACGACUACUACAAGCUCCUUGUCGAGGAGAAGUGGGCAUGGAAGAAGUGGAACGGUCCCAAGCAGUUCGAGGAUGUCAAGACUAAGAGCUUGAUGAUGCUGCCCACCGAUAUGGAGCUUGUUAAGGACAAGAGCUUCAGGAAGUACACCGACCUGUACGCCAAGGACAACGAGGCUUUCUUCAAGGACUUUUCCGAGAGCGUCAUGACUCUGUUUGAGCUCGGUGUACCGUUCCAGCAGCCUGAGGACCAGCGCUACGUCUUCAAGAGCUCGUUCGACUAA